GCGGUCGCUGCUGCGAGCCCGAGCGGCGGAGGGGCUCGCUGGGUUCGCCGCCGGCGAAGGGGAGUCGGCAGCCGGGGCGGCGGCAGCAGCAGCAGCAGCAGCAGCGAACAUGGCGGCAGCGGCGCUGUGGCGGAGCUGCGCGAAGCUAAGAAGAAACAUGCCAAUCUACUUGGCUUCUUGGAAGGCUCCUCCUAGUGUCUGUAAAUCAUCCAAAUCAGAAGCUAUGGCAAACCUAGCCAAUGAGCGGGUAGUGUGUGCUCCCCUUGACACACUUACAGAAGAAGAGAUAAUGAUGAAAGAAAUGGUGAAAAAAUUUGCUCAAGACCAAAUUGCACCUUUGGUAAAAGCAAUGGAUGCAAAUGCAGAAAUGGAUGAAUCUGUACUGCAAGGACUAUUUGAACAAGGGCUAAUGAGUAUUGAGCUUGGACCAGAGUAUGGAGGAACUGGAUCUUCAUUUUUUUCUACCAUACUGGUGGUAGAGGAAUUGGCCAAGGUUGACCCAGCUGUAGCUCUUCUGUGUGAACUCCAGAACACAGUUACGAAUAAAUUGUUUAUUGAAUAUGGAACAGAAGAACAAAAGAGAACUUAUUUGCCCAGAUUGGCUAAAGAUUUGACAGGCAGUUUCUGCCUUUCCGAGGUUGGAUCUGGCAGUGAUGCAUUUUCUUUGAAGACUCAUGCUGAUAAGAAGGGAGACUACUAUAUUAUCAAUGGCUCAAAGAUGUGGAUAAGCUUUGCAGAACAGGCAGGAGUGUUUUUCGUGUUGGCAAAUGCAAAUGCUUCUUUGGGAUACAAGGGAAUUACAUGCUUCAUAGUAGAUCGUGGCACAGAGGGCCUACAUGUAGAGAAAAAGGAAGAUAAACUGGGAAUCAGAGCAAGUUCUACAUGCCCCGUAACGUUUGAAAAUGUAAAGGUUCCUAAAACCAAUAUCCUGGGACAGCUUGGACAAGGUUAUAAGUAUGCAAUUGGAAUGCUAAAUGUGGGCAGAAUAGGUAUUGCUGCACAGAUGUUGGGAUUGGCACAGGGAUGUUUUGACCACACAAUUCCAUAUGUAAAGGAGAGAGUCCAGUUUGGGAAAAGCAUAUUUGAUUUUCAGGGAAUGCAACAUCAGAUAGCUCAAGUGGCCACCCAGCUGGAAGCUGCACGGUUGCUGACCUAUAAUGCAGCCAGACUCGUAGAAGCAGGAAGACCAUUCAGAAAAGAAGCAAGCAUGGCCAAGUAUUAUGCUGCCGAGGUUGCAACACUGACAACUAGUAAAUGUAUUGAAUGGAUGGGUGGAGUUGGAUUCACAAAAGAUUAUCCAAUUGAAAAAUACUAUCGAGACUGCAAAAUUGGUACAAUAUAUGAAGGAACUUCAAAUAUCCAGCUGAGUACAAUUGCAAAAUGCAUAGCUCAAGAAUACUGAAAACCGCAAGGACGUUGUGACUGUUCACACUGAAAUUUAGAAUCAGCAUGCCUCAUUGGUGAAAUCAAGGGUUACACUUCGACAGAAGUAAACAAAGAAACAGGAGAUAAAUCCUCAACCUGCUCUACUGGCACAAAAGGGCACAAAGACAUCUGAAGAAGCAGCUGAUUUCCCCCAGGGCAGAGGUAUCAUUGGCUGGUGUAAAGCCAGCUAUAUGCCGUCUGGUGUGGUGAGAAUGGAUAGACUUGGAUAGUUCAGCCAUCCUUGCUACCUUUCUCUGGUGAGCGAUUCCUUUGGGGCCGCUAUAGUUGAGGUUACUUAGAGCAGUCUUAGCCUAUUCUAAAUUAUAUCUGGCAGUUUGGCCCUUGGCAUUCCCUGGAUUGGGGAUCUUGAAAGGUGCAUUGGUCAAACUGGACAGUCUCUAUGUAAAAGAAUAAAUGGACACAAAUCAGAUGUCAAGAAUGAUAACAUUCAAAACCAGUUGGAGAACAUUUCAGUCUCUUUGGUCACUCGAUUACAGACCUAAAAGUGGCAAUUCUUCAACAAAAAAACUUCAAAAACAGACUCCAACGAGAGACUGCUGAAUUGGAAUUAAUUUGCAAACUGGAUACAAUUAACUGAGGCUUGAAUAGAGACUGGGAGUGUAUGGGUCAUUACACAAAGUAAAACUAUUUCCCCAUGUUUAUUACCCUCCCCCACCUCCCACUGUUCCUCAGACGUUCUUGUCAACUGCUGGAAAUGGCCCACCUUGAUUCCCACUACAAAAGGUUCCCCUCCUUCCCCCCGCUCUCCUGCUGCUAAUAGCUCACCUUAAGUGAUCACGUUACAGUGUGUAUGGUAACACCCAUUGUUUCAUGUUCUCUAUGUAUAUAAAUCUCCCCACUGUAUUUUCCACUGAAUGCAUCCGAUGAAGUGAGCUGUAGCUCACGAAAGCUUAUUCUCAAAUAAAUUUGUUAGUCUCUAAGGUGCCACAAGUACUCCUUUUCUUUUUGAGAGUCCUAAGAGAUACUUCACCAGUACUACAGAAGACCAGACUUAACAUUCUUGAUAUUUAUGAGGUAAAACAAGCAGACUCCUGCAUGAUCAGAAAGAAGCAAAAAGCAUAGUGCCAUUUUUAUAAAAGUUAUUUGUAGGUCACUAUUGUGACUUGCCCAAGGCUACCAAGGGAAUCACUGUAGGGAUUAGAAUUUGGGGCUUCAUCAUUGCAACUCUUGUGCUUCAACCCUGCACCAUUCCUCCCUUGGUUGAAGCUUCAGCUUUAAUGUGACUGCUUUAGUAGAGUGACUCUUCCAACAAAUGCUUAGAUUAGGGUGACAGUUGUCCCUUUGCUGAAGAGAACAAGUUUCAAGAUUCAUUUGAUCAAUGCCUUGGUGACUUUCAAGAGAAAAAAUUUCAAAUUGUUUGCAGACAUACUUCCAGCUAAACUAAAAGAAGCUGAGGGUACAGUUCAACUAGAAUUGAUUAUUUUAGGGCUUGUCUUCACAGCAACAGUUAGCUCAAGUUACCCCACUCCAGCUAGCCUAGCUUGAGUGAGAGCAGCCACACUGUGAAACACUUGAGCUACACAGAUUGAUUGGCUUAGCAACUGAUGAGUUGUGCUAACAUGGUGAACUGUAGCCUAUAGCUGCAUCCCCACUGUAUUACUAGCUUGAGCAUCAGCAGUGUUCGAGCUUCAACCUGCAUUCCCUGAUGGGCCAGCUAGUUGAAGUUUAAAGCACCACUGAACUUGAGCUAGAGAUUUGUAUGUUGACAGGAGUACCUGAAGCUAACACUGCGGUGAGGGCAAGCCCCUAAGUGCCUUGAUCCAAAUUUUGUGAGGAAAAAUAUUGAAUUUCUAUUAAGACCUGCUGUGGGACAGAUAUCAAGGGUUGUGUAAGAGGGCUACUCUUUGUAUGACCUCUCUGGAAGUAUGUCAUAUUGGUAAAGAUCCGCUUCAAGUGAUUUGGAAAAAUCAAAAUAUUGCAAUGUGCCUAACAGCCUCAAAUCUGCAUUCUAUUAUCCAUGUGGUCAUCUUGAAAAUUCAGCUAGCCAUCAGAUAGUUGAUUUUAGAGAAUUAGUGCCAGUCUUUCCAUUAACACUGAGAUACAGAACAUGUUUGUCUAAAGUGCUGUGUGCAGUUAUAUAAGUAAGUACAGAGCACUUUCCAAGAGAAACACUAAAUAAAUGUGUAUUUAUCUAUAAAGACCUAAACAAAUUUGUGUGCAAAUUAAUUGCAGUUAUUGAGUUUCUGGCAAGACGCCAUUACAGCCUUUGCUGCGGCAAAAAAUUACUUACCACUGUCCUAAACACUAGUCUCCCAAGAAACGGACAGUGUCACGUUGGGCCAAAUUAUUUAAUCUCCUUGAGUUAGAUUCCAUUGCUGCACCAGUGCAGACUCUGGUUUGGCAACUGAGUGGGUUGUGCCUUCUUGCCUGAGUCUUCAGGGAACUGAGUUGGCUCCCGGUGCAGGGUUAGGGCAACCCAUCAGGACUUCCCUAAGUUGCACCUCUGCUGUUAGCACUGCAAAAUAACCUGGGCAUAGGAUUGGCCCUCCUGUCUCCCGCAACAGGGCUCUUUUGAUGGGUUGCAGAGCUGCCUUUGUACCUCUUCAAGAAAGUCUGCCAUGCUGAGGAUGGGACUUACAGCUGCUUUUUAGCUUUGUUAUGCUGUUGUAAAGUGGCUUCAGUGCUCCUAUGAAUGCCCCCUUGUGUCUUCAGUCAACCCAGCUGAACAACUGCACUGAAAUCACAUCUUCAGUAACAGGAAUGUUGCACCUGUGCUUUCCUAGAUUAAAAACAAAUAUUGGGGUUGUCUUUUAAAAAGUGCCUGUAUUUCUUUAAAUAUAACACCUAUAUUUUGUAUCUGUUGUAGAGUCUCUAACAAUCUCAUUUUUAAUAAGGCAUCGGAACUAUGAAUUUUGUAAUUUAUUGAGACCGAGUAGAAAAAUUUUGGUCAGAUUUUUGUGCACUAAUUACUCAUUCUUGUUAAAGCUCUGAGGCAGAUAUCAAUUUAGGGCAUGGUUUCUGCAUGGAAAAAUAUUAAAAUAUGCUAUUUUAUAUGAUGUGAUCUAUGCUCUUGUUCUCAAUCAUAUUUUUCUUCAAAUGUCAAGACUCUGUACUGCUUCUGCAAAAUGACCUCUUGAACUUCACAAAAAGGAACAAAAAUAAAUAUUUGAUCCACUGUCUUAAA
Molecule: messenger RNA, 4570 nt
Organism: Chelonia mydas (Green sea turtle)
Lineage: Eukaryota; Metazoa; Chordata; Testudines; Cheloniidae
Gene: ACADSB
Product: acyl-CoA dehydrogenase short/branched chain
Exons: 11
Coding region: 110-1402 (430 amino acids)
Cellular component (GO): mitochondrion
Molecular function (GO): flavin adenine dinucleotide binding; acyl-CoA dehydrogenase activity
Source: RefSeq, a predicted model, not a curated record